AGCUGCUGACAAUCUAACUUUUCUCUCUCUGACUUUGUGAGCUGCUAAAAAACAACACCUGACUGGAGGCACCGCAACUCAUAAACACACACAGCUGUAUAUAAGAGUGUCAGUCUGGUUCGGCCCUGCAUCACCUGGUGGUUGUACCUUCGACUUCACCGUGCACAUCGACAUACGGGCAGGAUGAAGCUGCUGUUGGUUGUUGUCGCUGCUCUGGCCGUGGCCAGCUGUGCCAGCGUGUCCCUGGAAGACCUGGAGUUCCACGCCUGGAAACUGAAGUUUGGAAGAUCUUACAACUCUCCAUCAGAGGAGUCUCACCGCAUGCAGAUCUGGCUCCAAAACCGCAAACUGGUACUGGUGCACAAUAUCAUGGCCGAUCAGGGCAUCAAAUCCUACCGCCUUGGCAUGAACUACUUUGCUGACCUGGAAAAUGAGGAGUACAAGCGUUUGAUUUCUCAGGGCUGCCUGGGCUCCUUCAACGCUUCUCUGCCUCGUGGUGGCUCCACCUUCCUGCGGUCGCCUGAAGUCACCGAUCUGCCACAAGCCGUCGACUGGAGGGACAAGGGCUACGUCACUGACGUCAAGGACCAGAAGCAGUGUGGCUCCUGCUGGGCCUUCAGUGCAACUGGUUCGCUGGAGGGUCAGAACUUCAGGAAGACAGGGAAGAUGGUGUCCCUGAGUGAGCAGCAGCUAGUGGACUGCUCUGGGGACUAUGGCAACGAGGGCUGCAAUGGAGGCUUAAUGGACGAUGCCUUCCGUUACAUCCAGGCCAACGGAGGUAUAGACACAGAGGACUCCUACCCGUAUGAGGCUGAGGAUGGAAAGUGCCGUUACAACCCUGCCACCAUCGGUGCCAAAUGCACCGGCUUUGUUGAUAUAAAGCAAGGUGAUGAAGACGCCCUGAAGGAGGCUCUGGCCACCAUUGGACCCGUGUCUGUGGCCAUCGAUGCUUCUAAUGAGUCUUUCCAGUUUUAUGAAUCAGGAGUGUAUAAUGAGCCGGACUGCAGCAGCACAGAAUUGGACCACGGUGUUCUCGCUGUGGGAUACGGCAGUGACGGCGGACAUGACUAUUGGCUGGUCAAGAACAGCUGGGGUCUAUCCUGGGGAGACAAGGGAUACAUCAGGAUGACCAGGAACAAACACAACCAGUGUGGCAUCGCUACUGCCUCCAGCUACCCCCUGGUCUGAGAAGGUCUUUCAUCUGUGCCACAUAAUUCACUUUAAUUCCAUAGAGCAGCGGACUUAUCACUUGACUGAUGUUUUUUCUUGUUUGAACUGUACCCUGGUGCAAUAAUAGAAUAACUUUGAUUGUAAAUAAAUGUGAAGAAAUAAAUGUGACCCUUGUGUGUU
Platichthys flesus (European flounder) is the source of this 1350-nucleotide messenger RNA. Its product is annotated as procathepsin L-like. The coding region runs from base 184 to 1188 and encodes 334 amino acids. Gene Ontology annotation, molecular function: cysteine-type endopeptidase activity. Gene Ontology annotation, cellular component: lysosome. The record is from RefSeq and is a predicted model, not a curated record. NCBI's taxonomy places the organism in Eukaryota, Metazoa, Chordata, Actinopteri, Pleuronectiformes, Pleuronectidae. Gene Ontology annotation, biological process: immune response. The transcript is spliced from 9 exons.